AUGCCACGCCCGCAUCGCGGGUUGCCGCCGUACGACCCUCGCAACGGCGUCUCCUUCGCGCCCAUCCCGAGGCUCGCCUGGCCGGCCUUUAGGGAGUUCGAACAGUUCGUGUUUUACGUCUUCGCGCGCGGGGAUUUGCUCGGGAUGAUCGGGGAAUCAACCCGCCUGGAGGUGUUAUGCGAAGGCGUCUUUAUGUGCAUCACGCCGGAGAUGAUUCUCUUCAUGCGGGCCGCCGGCGAGAUCCCGUGGUGGAUUCGCCAGCACGACCUCCACGACGUCUACUACAGCCUCGCGAAGGAAGUGGGGGAGCCGUUUCUCGCGUUCUGUACGGAUCCCCCCGCGCGGGAUGUGAUUUUUCGCCCCAAACCCCCCGCCGUCGGGGCGCGCGCGAUCGCCGCGGACGAUCCUCGCUUCGACGUCAAACGCACCGUGCGGGUCUUACGGGAUGUCGGAUUCGCCGCCCUCGACGUCCGCCGCGCGAUGCGGAUGGGGGAGGUCGCGGAUCCCUCCCCCGCCGCCUUCAUCGCGCGCCUCAAACGCGAAAAGGACGAGGACGAAAACGAAAUGGAAAAGAAACCAACGCAAACGGAAACGGAACCCCGACGGACGGAACGAAAAGGAAGCGGGCGGCCUCUUCGGGCGGGAGGGGGGGGGGCCUCUACUCCCGCACGGCCCCCUCAUCCUCCCCCCUUCGAAGGAGCAGCUCGCGGGGGUGUGGGGGGAACUUCAGGAGGUGCUGCACCCUCAAGGGGGGGGAGGGGCGCUUCUGCUUUCGUCGCCUCGCCCGAGGGAGGGGGAGUUGCUCGCGGUGGGGAUCGAAUCCGAGGGGGCGGGAGGGGGGCGCGAAGCCCGCCCUCUCCGACGGAGCAUCCCGCGAACGGAAUGUCGACCACGAAGUCGCCGCAGCGUGAUUGGCUAAAACAGAGGAGAAGAGGGGGAGGAGAGGUGGUUGUCAUAUCCUUUAUACAUAUACUCUUUCUUUUUCUUUUUUUCAGGGGGGGAGGGGGGAAGGGGGGGGGAAUGAGGAUAUGCUUGCUUUGA
Phytomonas sp. EM1 is the source of this 1041-nucleotide messenger RNA. NCBI's taxonomy places the organism in Eukaryota, Euglenozoa, Kinetoplastea, Trypanosomatida, Trypanosomatidae. The record is from the annotation of a GenBank genome assembly.